This is a messenger RNA of Moneuplotes crassus, 1906 nucleotides long. The record is from the annotation of a GenBank genome assembly. Lineage: Eukaryota; Ciliophora; Spirotrichea; Euplotida; Euplotidae.
GAAAUGGAGAGAAUUUCUCCCACAAAAGAUCUCAUGAUAAAGUUCAGCCAUUGCUCCACUAUUCUUCAGUACUACGGGACCUUCACUGAAGCCAUGCGAGUAAUCCCAUUCCUAUGUAAAGGGAGUCUAGCCAUGGUCAGAGUUUACUAUGAAGCUCUCAAGAACAGACUCAACACAAAGAAAAGUAUUCUCAGGCAGAAAGGCAGCUUCACAAAGGAACUAAUAAAGUUCCUCCUCGAAGGAAAGAGGCACUUGCUCUAUCAGAUGGAAAUCAAGCUGGAGAAGCCCAAGGAAGUCACUUUGUUUAAGAAGCUUGUCACCAAAACAGAAGAACCUGAAAAUGUUAAGUUCAGGUUGAUAAAUGUUACGUUUUCAGAAACAAUAGUUGAUGUUGAGAUGUAUAACUCUAUUUACUGGUGCCUUGUGGAUCAGAAUAUUGAUCCAUCAGGGCUACAGUUUGCUCGGUAUGACUAUAUAUUCUCUGAUCUUCAGUUAAAGCAAAAGGAUGCAAAGUUUGAGUACACCAAAUAAAAUUGACCACGCAGAAAUAAUUCCGUAUUGAAUGUUAUAUAAAAGAAUCCAUUAUGCAGAGUUUGAUACCUCUCCAAAAAAUUUGCAGGAACUAUUAAACUUAAACAUCCCUAUCUCAGAGUUGGGACUCAAAAUUGAUAUCUUAAGGGGAGGAAAACAAAAAUUGCUUGAUUUUGAGAAUUUACAUAUUUAUCCCAACGAUUUUUCAGGAGAGGAAGAGAGAACUCUCUUCUUCGUCAAUCUGAAAAAGGCCUGCUCUUAUAUCACUAAGCUCAUCCUCAUUCCUAAGACUACAGGGGAUGAGGAUCUGAGCUCCCUGGAUUGGUUCACUCUAGAAGAUGUGCAAGAGAUAUUUCCAAAUGUUCAGAAUUUAGAGUAUAAUUUUAAAAUGUUACCAAAUUCAAUGUGCAUUAGAUCUGAUUCAUUCGGUUCAUCCAGGCAGAUAAAAUACAGGCCUUCUCCUUCCUUGCUUUGCUCAUCAUUACUCCAGAAUGGAUGCAGUUAUUCAAGUAUUGACAGUGAAAACAAGAAUGGCUACAUUGUAAUGGAUGAUGUGGACUUCUUUCUUUACAAUCCAAUCACAGAGGAAUACUCUAGCUUCCAUUGUAGUAAAUACUUUCACACAGUCAAUGCCAGGACUUAUGAUGCUACUCAUGAAGAGAUAGAGAGAUUUAAGAAAAGAUUUAUUAAAAUUAUUUCUCCAAGUGGAUGGCCCCACAUCAGAUUUAUUGAAGUCAAAUAUUUGGAAGGAACUAAAUUUGAACAUGUAUCCAAAGUUAAUGCACUUAACUCCCAACAGUUUGAACAAGCGAGAGAAGAGUUUACAGAAGAGCAUAAAGAGUACACUGAAUUGAAUGAACCAAUUAUGUUCUUCAAAGAGAAAACAUUUGAUAAGGUUGUUGGGUUAGAUUUUCUGAUGAAAUAUCAACCUAGGACUUGCAGAGAAGUAUGCAUCAAGCUAGAAAAUGAUUCAAACUUGUCUGAAAAUGUAGAAAAUUUAAAGAUUUUAUCAUCGAUCAAAGUAGUUUCAAAGCUCUCUCUUGAAGUAGAGCUUACACCAGAAAAUUGUGAGCUGAUUAUAAAAGCUCUUAAUCACAAGAUCCCAUACAUAACUAUAGUAGUUUCAAAGCUGGCUCUGAAAAAGAUUCCAAAGGAUCUUCGUAAAAGAAUUUCCUCUGGAUUGAUUUGUCAUAAGUCUCUAAAAUCUCUCAGUUUUAAGUUCAAAGAGAACAGUGGGGUUCAAUAUUAUAAUAGAGCUCACUCAAAAGAAAGCAAGUUUAAGUUCAAGAAAUUUGUUGAAAAGAUACUUCUAACUUGUAACCAUGCUACAGAGAAGAUUAGUCCUUGGAGCCAAGUUGAGUUGACAGAUUAUUAA